GAAAUCCUUUCUGCAAAUAACAGCAAGCUUCACUCUAUAUUCUAGUUAGUGCAUUGAUACUUUUCACGAAGUGCAAAUAGUGAAGCUUAAUUCUUUCUAACUUUUGGGUAUAUAUGCAUAUUUCUAAUGCAGAAGGUAUUAAUUGGCCUUUUGCUCUUCUGCUUUGCUGUAUCUACUAUAGUUGUUGAAGGUGCACGUCCAUCAAUUCUUAACGUAGUUGAUUUCGGUGCCAUUGGAGAUGGCCAAACUAAUGAUUCCAUGGCUUUUCUACAAGCAUGGAAUGCUUUAUGCGAAGCUACGACGGCUCCACUCCUCAGGGUACCUGCAGGGAAGACAUUUUUAUUGCAACCUGUGAUAUUUUCAGGUCCCUGCUCGUCUAGUAGGGUUCGUAUUCAGGUUCUUGGGAGCAUAGUAGCACCUAGAAGUAGAGAUGCUUGGAAAAAUGGGACAUCAGAAAGCUGGUUAUCAUUCUCACAAGUUCUCAAUCUCACUAUUUCUGGUACCGGACAAAUUGAUGGUCAGGGCUCAGCUUGGUGGACCCAUCCACGAUCUAACCAUUUAAAGGAAAUGUAUAAGAAUUACAACAGACCCACUGCUCUACACUUUAGCCAAUGUGACAAUCUUAUACUAAGGGGUCUCACUCAUAUUAACAGUCCCAGAAAUCAUAUAUCAAUAAAUUCUUGCAUUGGUGUGAUUAUCUCUCAUCUUAAUAUAAUUGCACCCAAGGAAAGCCCUAAUACAGAUGGAAUUGACAUCUCUCGUUCAAGCUAUGUUAAGAUUCGAGACUCUAACAUUUCAACUGGGGAUGACUGUGUUGCUGUCAAUGGUAAUUCCUCCUAUAUCAGAAUUAUCAAUGUUGUAUGUGGUCCAGGUCAUGGCAUCAGUGUGGGAAGUUUAGGAGCAAAAGGACUUACUGAUACUGUGGAAGAGGUGCAUGUCCGCAAUUGUACUUUCAACAGAACUCAAAAUGGAGUUAGAAUCAAGACAUGGCAGGGCGGACAAGGGUUUGCAAGGAAGAUCUCUUUUACGCAAAUCACAUUAAUAGCAUCUGAAAAUCCUGUAAUAAUCGACCAGUAUUACUGCGACGGGGAACAAAACUGCAAAAAUGGGACAACAGCAGUAGCAGUGAGUAAUGUAAUAUACAGUGAUAUUAAAGGAACUUCAGCACAAAAGGAAGCGAUUAGAUUGGAUUGCAGUGAAAUAGGCUGCACCAACAUUGUAAUGAAUAGAAUCUAUAUAGCCCCAUCAGCACCAUUAGUUCAUCAGACUGAGGCCUAUUGCCAAAACGUCAGAGGAACUUCUAACAAUGUAACACCUAAUGUCAAUUGCCUUUCAGGAUCAUGA
This is a messenger RNA of Ricinus communis (castor bean), 1344 nucleotides long. Its product is annotated as probable polygalacturonase At3g15720. The record is from RefSeq and is a predicted model, not a curated record. Gene Ontology annotation, molecular function: polygalacturonase activity. The coding region runs from base 127 to 1344 and encodes 405 amino acids. NCBI's taxonomy places the organism in Eukaryota, Viridiplantae, Streptophyta, Magnoliopsida, Malpighiales, Euphorbiaceae. The transcript is spliced from 9 exons. Gene Ontology annotation, biological process: carbohydrate metabolic process.